AUGAGUACCGCCCCAAUGUUGACCAAAGAGCAGCUGAAUCGAUUAAAAGUCGUCAAGAGGAAGAGUCAAAGUGUUCAGAAUGAGAAUCGGCGGGAGAUAGUCUAUCUUUCUGUUUUAGAUUGUAUGGGCUAUUCCUUUGUAUUAACACGUCCCAAGAAGACUGUAGUAAAAAGUGUUCUUCCCUUCAUUCACAUUUCCAAAAUAAUAGAUCCCAGUGGUGCAAUAGUCUUAUCUUAUGAAGAUAUUCGAACGGAGGCUUACUCUUUAAAAAUCGGUGAAGGGAAAAAAGACCAAGAACGUCGAAUUACUCAAUACGUCAAAAACAAAACAGUCAAUUUAAUGAUCGACAUGAUCAUAGGAAAUCAAUUCAUUUUUAAUAGUGAAGAAGGCCCAGUCAAACAAUAUUCAAUCAACACUUUAACACCUCCACAACGAAGAUUGGAAUUCUUCGUUAUGUUCGACGGAACAAACUGUUGGUAUUUGGACGUCAAAAAUCAAACGACGUGUGAGGCCAUCGACAUCAUUCAUAAAAAUCUCUUCGACCAAGUCACGCAAAACAAUUUCUCGGUCCCACCUUCCGCAAUCGACUUGUCACAUGUCAUGCAGUUCAUGCCGACACUUCCCGCUGACGCACAAAGCGUCAGCAAUCAGGAAAACCAAGAAAGUGAAAAAUCCGUGUCUAAACUAUAA
Molecule: messenger RNA, 690 nt
Organism: Entamoeba invadens IP1
Lineage: Eukaryota; Evosea; Mastigamoebida; Endamoebidae
Exons: 1
Coding region: 1-690 (229 amino acids)
Source: RefSeq, a predicted model, not a curated record